Messenger RNA from Telopea speciosissima, 882 nucleotides. Its product is annotated as transcription factor bHLH120-like. The coding region runs from base 1 to 882 and encodes 293 amino acids. Gene Ontology annotation, molecular function: protein dimerization activity; RNA polymerase II transcription regulatory region sequence-specific DNA binding; DNA-binding transcription factor activity, RNA polymerase II-specific. The record is from RefSeq and is a predicted model, not a curated record. The transcript has 3 exons. NCBI's taxonomy places the organism in Eukaryota, Viridiplantae, Streptophyta, Magnoliopsida, Proteales, Proteaceae. Gene Ontology annotation, biological process: regulation of transcription by RNA polymerase II. Gene Ontology annotation, cellular component: RNA polymerase II transcription regulator complex.
AUGGAAGAGAAACCCAAACGUAUGGAUUUUAUUCCCCCAAAUCAACCAAUCUUAUUCCCUUUCCAACAAGGCGAUGAUGAGCUGUUCUUCCAAGCUUCAUCUACUCAUCAUCAUAACCUGCAACACAAAGACCCACCCCAAGAUGAUAUGCUUCUCAUGCCUCCUUCUUUACACUUCACUACUAAUGAUCCCUCUCUUAAUCUCGAUAUAACUGGAGUAGGAGGAGGAGGAAGGCUGAAUCCGAUUCCCAACUCUUUCGAUGAAACCUGCAGUAACGAGAAAAUUAAGAAAAGAAUUAUGCACAGAGAUUUGGAGCGACAAAGAAGGCAAGAAAUGACUACCCUUUAUGCUUCUCUUCGAUCACUUCUCCCUCUACAAUAUCUCAAGGGAAAGCGAGCUAUCUCCGAUCACAUGAACGAGGCUGCAAAUUAUAUAAAUGACAUGCGCAACAGAAUUCAACUACUUAGUGGUAAGAGAGAUGAGCUCCUCAGAAACAUACCCAAUUCAGGCGCUACCGCCACCGCCGACAUCAAUUGUCCACUGCCGCAGCCGCCGCCGCCGGCAGAGUACUUUGUCACUGUCCAGCCUUGUUUGGAUGGUGUGGAAGUUAUUAUUAGCAGCAGUGGUGGGUUGAGGGGAAAUGGAGAGGAGUUUCAUCCAUUGUCGAGGGUGCUGAGAGUGCUGGUCGACCAUGGGUUUAGUGUAAUUAGCUGUGUUUCUACUACAAAGGAUGAGAGAUCAUUUCACACUAUUCGUUCCGAGGUUAGCGAUCUCACAACUGUGGAUCUGUACCGGCUACAGCAGAUACUGACUGAUUUGAUGGCUUCCUCUUCCUCGAGGACUCUGGACUCUCUAUCCAUGUGGGAUGACGAGGGCCAAUGA